AAAGUCCGAUGCUUAUAAUACUAUUCGUGUUCCAAUGCAUGGAUGACGAAUGGUUGCUUUUGCUUGUUCAGUUUCAUUUACUUCAACACCCAAAUCUAUAAAAAUGAAUGGGAAGCAGAAAAUGACGUAAGAAGAGAAACGGUCCCAAACAAAAUCUCCAUUGAAAAGAGAGAUACGGAUAAUAAUAAUAGUUACCCCUCUCAGAAACUGCCUUCUUCCCUCUAUUUCCAUUUGUCAUCGUCUUUAGCUUUCCCUUUCCUUUCUGUGUGUAUAUAUAUGUAUAUAAUCCAUUGAAACAAUCCCUACCCACAUACAGAUUUUAUUCUUUUCAUUUGAUCAAGAAGCUGAAGCCUGAAGAGAGUGAUCAAUGUCUUCAGGAGCAUUUGCAAGAGGAGCACACUCCAUGUUCUCCAAGCCAGGAAUGGUUCGAAAAGCCUGCUACAGGAAAAACACAACCAGCACUAGCAGUGGAGAUAAUACACUGAGAGGAAACAGAGAUGGUGAGGAAACGAAGAUGAUGAAGAAUAGCCAUGUUGGAGAUGGAAAUGGAAUGAGUUGCAGUUGGGUUCCAGAUGAGAGGACUGGUAUUUACUAUCCAAAGGGACAAGAGAAAGUCAUGGAUGACAUUCCUCAAGGAGCUUCAAAGGAUUUUGACGCUGUUAAUUACUUCUCACAUAAUUAAUCAUUCACUAAUAAUAAGGAUAUAUAUGAUGCUUUUGUCUAGCCUCUAGCUAGUCCAAAUACAUGUUUUGUUCUUAUAAAAGGAAAAAGAAAAGAAAAAUAAUAACUAGACAUAUAUAUAAAAUAAUUAAUUUGAGUUGUUCAAUAAAUGCUUAUAAAAAAUUAAUUUAUGAAAAUUAUUUUCCUGGAGAAAAACUUAUCUAGACCGGAUUCAGAGCCGGAUUAAACCAAUGAAAUGAAGUAUUUUUAUUAAAUAGGGGUAUGUCUAACAAUAUACUUGAAAAAAAUAUAUAAAAUAGGAACACCUUUUAAAGAAUUCUUAAUUUAAAUGGUUUGGUCCAUAAGUGAAGUCAUGGAUCCAGUCUGGUCAAGUAUUUUUCACAAUGAGUGUAUGAUGGUCCUAUACAUCAAGCCAAUAAAAAAAAAAAUUUUUUUAAA
Molecule: messenger RNA, 1119 nt
Organism: Jatropha curcas
Lineage: Eukaryota; Viridiplantae; Streptophyta; Magnoliopsida; Malpighiales; Euphorbiaceae
Source: RefSeq, a predicted model, not a curated record